UUACGUAAGGAGGUGGUUACUUCCGGGGAGCGUGUCCAGAAGAGUCCGUCGUCAAAGGUUACAAAUGAACUAGCCGAAAUUAAGCCGAAUACGAGAUACUUAUAAAUUGUGCGUUGUUAUAAGGGUUUUGAUUCACAUUUCUGGUUAAGUAGGAUGAAAGCAGUUAAGAAACCUAUGAAAGUUUUCGUAACCCGGCAGCUCCCACCAGAUGGGAUGAAGAUUCUGUCAACGUCAGGAGUGUGUGAAGUUAGUUUGUGGGACUCCGUGGGUCCUGUGCCACGAGCAGAGCUUCUCAAAGGCGUGCAAGGGGCUCACGGUCUCCUGUGUCUGCUGUCAGAUAAAAUCGAUGCUGAGGUUCUAGAUGCUGCAGGACCCAACCUGAAAGUAAUCAGCACAUUUUCCGUGGGAUUCGACCACUUGGCUCUUGAUGAAAUAAAGAAACGUGGCAUACGUGUCGGCUACACUCCCGACGUCCUGACUGACACUACAGCUGAACUGACUGUUGCCCUUCUUCUGGCCACAGCUCGCAGAUUACCUGAAGCAGUGGAAGAAGUGAAAAAUGGCGGUUGGAGCUCAUGGACGCCACUCUGGAUGUGUGGAUACGGCCUAUCAGGCAGCACGGUGGGAGUCAUCGGACUGGGACGCAUUGGGAUGGCGUUUGCCCGGCGCAUCAUGCCGUUUGGAGUGAAAAGGCUGCUCUACACCGGGAGGACAGCCAAAGCUGAUGCCGCUGAGUUCAAUGGCGAGUUUGUUCCUCUGGACGCACUUUUGACUGAGAGCGACUUCAUAGUGGUUUUGUGCUCGCUAACGCCAGAGACCCAGGGCUUGUGCGAUAAGGCCUUCUUCAGCAAGAUGAAAAACACUGCUGUCUUCGUCAACGCAAGCAGGGGUGCUAUCGUGAACCAAGAGGAUCUGUACGAGGCUCUGACUAAUGGAGAAAUUGCUGCGGCUGGCCUGGAUGUAACAACACCCGAGCCAAUCCCUACAAACCACCCGCUUCUUACACUCAAAAACUGUGUGGUUUUGCCACACAUCGGCAGCGCCACCUACUCCACAAGAGGGGUCAUGGCUUCCUUGGCAGCCCAAAACCUGCUGGGGGGUUUGCAAGACACACAAAUGCCCAGUGAACUCACCUUCUAGAACCUCUAACUGACCAGCCAUCAUGCCUUUCAACUGCAACUUGGGUGCUGCAGUGAAUACAUUUCGUGACAUCAAUCGGAGACCAGAUUGAAUUGAAAUUGAAUUGCACAAAUUCUGAAAUUAUCUUCACGUAUGACAUCUGUACAAACCUGUUAACGGCACUUUAAAAAAAACUAGGAGUCACUGA
This is a messenger RNA of Syngnathus acus (greater pipefish), 1327 nucleotides long. It is a transcript of the gene grhpra, whose product is annotated as glyoxylate reductase/hydroxypyruvate reductase a. The record is from RefSeq and is a predicted model, not a curated record. Gene Ontology annotation, molecular function: NAD binding; glyoxylate reductase (NADPH) activity; hydroxypyruvate reductase (NADH) activity. Gene Ontology annotation, cellular component: cytosol. The transcript has 9 exons. The coding region runs from base 154 to 1140 and encodes 328 amino acids. Lineage: Eukaryota; Metazoa; Chordata; Actinopteri; Syngnathiformes; Syngnathidae.